AUGGUGGCCAAAGGAGACAAAAGCGCAGAACUAGAGCCAUACGAGUACGAACCACUUUCUACGCUCAACACAAUCCGUAUUUUCUGCCUGGAAUCUGCAGACGCGGAAAAGGAUCCGCUGAGGGGAUAUCUCAUCCAUUUCGACCGCUACGAGGAGCUUGCCAAGUCAGAUCAUCGGCGGAGAUAUACCGCUGUGUCGUAUACGUGGGGCGCACCAGACUUCGCGGAACGCAUUGUGAUAAGUAAGCCUGGAAGCGAGCAGGAGAGCUACCUGAAGAUUACCGCAAGUGUCAGGGUGAUGCUUGAGCACUUCCGUACUAAGCGAAAGAAGAAACUGUACCUCUGGAUCGACGCGAUCUGUCUUAACCAGCACGACGACGCUGAGAAGGCGCAGCAGAUUCCGUUAAUGGGAGAUAUCUACCAUCAGGCGCACAAGUCAUAUUUCUGGCUUGGGUUGGAAGACGGCUUCGACGCCGCUAAUGUUUUCACGUAUUUCCGUCUAUUAGCAAUCACGGAUUCCAGUCCAGACUUGACAGGUAACUUUGGGAAGGAUCGUCCAGAAACAAACCUUGCAAACCAGAUUCAAGAUUUUCUCAAGAGGGGCUGGUUUUUUCGACGCUGGAUACUGCAGGAAGCUGGACUGUCUCGCCAUGGACUUAUGUGGUGUGGUCUUCACACGAUCCAGUAUGAUCUGUUCGUUUUGGCAUGCAGAAAAUUGCUCAGGAAGGGCAUCGAUAUUAAUAGCGACGAGAAGCGACUUCGCGAUACAUUCGCCAUCAAAACCACGGUAGAGAUUCACGAUCUUGUACAAGGGUCUCGGAAAUCACAGGAUGUCCUUGAUAUGAUGUGGAAGUUUCACCAGAGUCAGUGCUCAGACGAGAAGGACCGUAUUGGUGCCCUUUACGGACUAAUC
Molecule: messenger RNA, 912 nt
Organism: Paraphaeosphaeria sporulosa
Lineage: Eukaryota; Fungi; Ascomycota; Dothideomycetes; Pleosporales; Didymosphaeriaceae
Exons: 1
Source: RefSeq, a predicted model, not a curated record